Molecule: messenger RNA, 3790 nt
Organism: Globicephala melas (long-finned pilot whale)
Lineage: Eukaryota; Metazoa; Chordata; Mammalia; Artiodactyla; Delphinidae
Gene: TSPAN11
Product: tetraspanin 11
Cellular component (GO): plasma membrane
Source: RefSeq, a predicted model, not a curated record
GGGCGCGGCCGCAGGAAGUGCAGAGCGAGCGCGGGGCUGAGCGCGGCUGCGGUCCUCACCCGCUGGCCCUGCAGCCCCGCCCCGGCGCCGGCGGCCUUCGCUGCGGAGCCCGCGACCGCACUCUCCGCACCAUCUGAACCGCUCUCAGCUGCAUCCAGCCACGCUGAGAGCUUUGCCGAGGAGGGACCUCCUGUUACCUGCUGGCUCACCGCACCUGGAGCCUAGUAGGUGCUCCGGAGAAGCUGUCAGUGAGCCCAGCAACCAUGGCCCAUUACAAGGUCGAUCAGGACGACUGGCUGACCGUCUACUUGAAGUAUUUACUCGCUGUCUUUAACUUCUUCUUCUGGAUGGGGGGUGCCGCGGUCAUGGCCGUGGGCGUCUGGACCCUGGUGGAGAAGAGCGGCUACCUCGGCGUCCUGGCCUCCAGCACCUUUGCCGUGUCUGCCUACAUCCUCAUCUUCGCGGGCACGCUCGUCAUGGUGACUGGCUUCCUGGGCUUCGGUGCCGUCAUCCGCGAGGACAGGAGCUGCCUCUCUGCGUAUUUCUGCCUGUUGCUGGCGAUCUUCCUUGUUGAGCUGGUGGCGGGGGUCCUGGCCCACGUGUACUACCAGAGGCUGAGCGAGGAGCUGAGGCAGCACUUGACCCGGACCCUGGCCCAGAACUACAGGCAGCCCGGCGCUGCGGAGAUCACAGCCUCCGUAGACCGUCUACAGCAGGACUUCAGGUGCUGCGGAAGCAACAGCUCAGCCGACUGGCAGCACAGCACGUACAUUCUGUCUCCAGAGGCCGAGGGCCGCCGGGUGCCCGACAGCUGCUGCAAGACCGUGGUGGCGCGCUGCGGCCAGCGGGCACACCCCUCCAACAUCUACAAGGUGGAGGGAGGCUGUAUCACCAAGCUGGAGCAGUUCCUGGCCGACCACCUGCUGCUCAUGGGGGCGGUGGGCAUCGGGGUGGCCUGCCUGCAGCCGAGAAAACAUGAAGGAAAAUACCCGGGCCUUGGGGCCACCUUGAACUUGUCAGGCACAGAGACCUGGGAGGAGUGGGAGUGUGGGCUCAGGGGCACCCUUGGGACACAUGUCAUGUACAGAGUGCGCGUGCUGGACGCUCAGCCCUCCGGGCCCUCCCCGGCAUGAGAGGUGUGCCGUAGGGGAUGCAGCCACAAGUCUGUGCUGGUCCAGCUGCCCCCAUCUGGCCUCCCCCUGACAAGAUGAUCCCCCAGGACAAGUCAUCAAACCAUGAGGUGGGACAGGGCAGAGGGCCUGCACGCCACCUGGCUGGAAUGACUGUGACCCGCCACCCGCUUAAAGCCAGCGGGAGAUGAGAUAACCUCUUAAGCCACCUUUGAGCCCAUGGCUCUGAAUCCCAGAGGUGGAUUAGCGCUGCUCUUAGCACCAAGUCUGAAAGCUGAAAGCUGUGUUCCCAGGGCGUGAAACUCCCGCGUGGGGACAGAGGGGAGGGAGGAAGGGGGCACAGAAGGGCUCGACCUCUGCUCCCUCCUUGAGUCUCUCAAAGAGAAACUAGGGUCUGCCAGCCCCACGCCGUCCUCAUCAGCCUGUCCUCCUCCGUGUGCAUCCGGAGGUACCCUGGAAAGAUCAGGUCAGCAGCAGCCACUGGGAAAGAUGGGGUACUGUUUCCUAUAUUUGGGAAACCCACCUGGACCCCUGUCCGCGGCACAGUCACGGGCUGCCCUCCCGGUGUCCCCCCCUGCGGGCCAGGAGCCGGAAGCCAGCAGCGCCAUCUUCAUCAGGGCCACGGCCGCAGCCCUGGGCCUCCUCGGUCUGACACGGCCUCAGCUCCGCGUUCUCAGUGCAUCCUCGCGCGUGAGGGAGGAGAGGAAGAGGAAGAAGCAAACAAAGAACAGGGUGGGGAACAAAGGUCCUCAUCCUCUGCGUUUAGAGACGGGCAAGUGAGACGUGGGAGGCGACUGCCCAGCACUGCCCGGCUCUGGGCAGCUCGGAGAUGGGACAGAGGGGCUGGCAGGCAGGCUCCCCGGGCCUGGGGCUGGGGCCGUGUCCCGAGCUGGUUUACAAGAUGAGCUGGUGACGGUCCUGGACGCUCCACUGAGGGCUUCAGUUUCCCCUCCUGCACGGCGGCCAGAGAAUCGACUCCGGGGCCUUGCUUUUCUCUGGUAUCUGAGAACAGCAAGAAGUAGACAGACUUUCCUCAGGAAAGACGGCUUCAGCCAGCAACGAGGGAGUGGCGGUGUCACCGUUCGGAAUCUAAUAAAACCAGGCCACCUCCAGAGAAGGUCUGGGACCACAGAGCCGCCGUGUGGACGGGCAGCUGGUUCGACGUGCAGGCCCUCACCCAGGCCACAGAAUUGCAAUCUGCAGCUAACAGGGUCCCCGGGGAUCCGUGACCAUUCAAGUGUGAGAAAUACCGCUCUUGGGUGUGGUUCUCAACGUGGUCCCCACCUCCACCCCCAGCAUCACGUGGGAGCUUGUUAGAAAUGCAGAGUCCCAGGCCCAGGGCCCCCUGAUCAGGUCCCCAGGGGGCACUUGGGGGUGGGAAGCCCAGCUCCAGGGCGCCCUUGGCCGGCACACUGGCGGGCUCUGAUUGCUCUGUCCCUCUGCUCUUUCCACCCGGCAGAUCUGCGGAAUGAUUCUCACCUGCUGUUUGCACCGGAGAGUCCAGCUGCAUUUAUACUAACGGCCAACCUUGUCCCCGUCCCACUGCCCCUCGCAAGUUCAGGGGCCCAAAUGCCAUCGGCCAGGCCUGCGACAUCAGUAUCAGCUGGCCUAGAAGCUCCCGGAAACAACCCCCACUCUGUGCCCAGCCCCUUGGGACCCACAAGUGCCUGAGACCAUGGUCCUGCAGCCCCCACCCGGGCCGGGGACCCUCAGCCCCCUCCCUGCACUUCUGUGGGCUCACCGCCAGAACCCCCAGGCCGGGGACGGAGCCUGCUGGGAGACCACAGCCAGAGCCUCUCCAGGCAUGGUCUCCCGAGGACCGCAGGGGGCUGGGCUCAGGCUGUGCCCCCUCCCUGCUCCUGAACCCUGAACCAGGGCUAGAAACCUUGGCCCCUCUGCGAUGCUUACGUUGGGCCCGUGACCCUCCCACCUGUGCUCAGCAUCCUUCCUCGUGCCUCUGCUAGGUGUGCUUUCCCCCCCCCCCCGGCCCAGGAAAUGCAUCAGGUGGGCAGGUCGGGUUGGCUCUGCCCCCAGAAGACCUAGCCUUCUGCCCACCACCACACCUUCUCACCUGGAAAGGAGUGUCAGGUGGCCCGGUUCCUUCCUGCAGGGCCGGGGUUGGGCGGCGCAGGUGGGGUGGAGCUGCCAGGGCCGGGAGCAGGGUCCUGCCUUGGGCUCCUCCCCGGGAGAGGUCCCCAAGCCCCGUCUCUAGCCAUAUGCCCCUCGGGGGUCUCCUGUCCAUGACUUGAAUCUCAGGGUCACCGAUGCCAGUUCAUUAAAAGGGAGGCCAGCUUUCCAGCAAUCCCAGAUUGCACCAAAGCCAAAAAACAUGGUGCUGCGAUUAUCUUUGCUGCCCUCCAACUUCCUGGGAUUCGUGCAUAUAAUCGAAAAAUAACCAUAAGUCCCAAGUUCUCUGCAGGGCUAGAGGCCAGGCUGACGUCACACUCUCCCGCCGGUACCGGGACCCCGGGCCACCUCACUCCAGAGUGGCAGCGUUUCUCCACGGGGACCAGUUCAUUUGUCCCCGUCCCCAGAUGCGGGGGGGGGCACUUUUCACCCCAAAGCAAAGCGACUUCCAUCGUAAUUCAGAGAAGCUGGGGGACCCAGGUUGCCCAGUGUGAAGCCAGAAGGAAGUAAAUGCUUCGUCUUUUGUGACAGAA